This is a messenger RNA of Ceraceosorus bombacis, 2922 nucleotides long. The record is from the annotation of a GenBank genome assembly. Lineage: Eukaryota; Fungi; Basidiomycota; Exobasidiomycetes; Ceraceosorales; Ceraceosoraceae.
AUGGAGCAAACGACGUUCGAUUCGCCCUUUGCACAGGAUGACGAGCAGCGCGAUCGCGCUCGCGUCUUUGGCGAGUUUCUGUCAGACGAGGUGAGUCUUCUCGUCCCUCGUUCGGGUAUCGCGUCCUCUCCGCAAAGCUCACCUUGGCCUUCCUUGGACCGAACUUGCAGUCAUCUCGCACAAAUUAUACCGACCUUAUCAGACGCAUGCUGCACCAAGAUCAUCGCAGGCUCAUCGUCAACAUCGACGAGCUGCGUUCCUACAAUCGAGACUUGGCCACUGGACUGCUCGAUUCUCCUAAUGAAUUCUUGCCAGCUUUCGACAUUGCACUACGCAACAUGGUCGAUCAGCUUCACGAUCCUCUCAAAGACGACGUGCAGGGCAAGCAGUACUACAUCGGUCUGAGGGGCAGCUUCGGUGAUCAUCACGUCAACCCUCGGACGCUUCGCAGUCAACAUCUCGGCAAGCUGAUGAGUUUAGAGGGAAUCGUUACGAAGUGUGAGUCGACUUGCCGAAGCGCUAGCGAUGGACAAGUCGCGCAUUGACGACGGUGCCGCAACUCUCUGGCAGGCUCUCUUGUUCGACCAAAGGUCCUCAAGUCAGUCCACUACUGCGAGGCGACCGGCAAGCAUCACGCGCGCGAAUACCGUGAUGCGACGAUGUACGGCACACUGCCGCCCUCCAGAGGUGCCUACCCGACGGAUGAUGGGAAUGGCAACCGAGUGACCACAGAGUAUGGGCACAGCCUGUAUCGCGAUCAUCAGAUGAUCAGUAUUCAAGAGAUGCCUGAACGCGCUCCGCCGGGACAGCUGCCCAGAUCGGUCGAUGUGGUCAUGGACGACGAUCUCGUUGACGUAUGCAAGCCCGGUGAUCGCCUUCAGCUCGUUGGCAUGUACCGCAGCCUGGGAAAUCGCGUCGGGCAAAGCACCAGCUCCACUUUCCGGUGAGUCGAGAUGGUUCACAACGCUGCGACACUUUCUCACCAUGCUCACGUCCGCGCAUCUCCCUGCGCUCGUCAUCUCCAGCACCCUCAUGAUUGGCAACAAUGUCAACUUGCUCUCCUCCAAAGCGGGCGGUGGCAUCGCUCAGGCUCACAUCACCGACACAGACGUGCGCAACAUCAACAAGGUUGGCAAGCGCAAGAACAUUUUUCAGCUACUGUCCCAGUCUCUAGCGCCCUCGAUUUACGGCCACGACUACAUCAAGAAGGCCAUCCUGCUCCUGCUUUUGGGAGGCGAGGAAAAGAAUCUCACAAACGGCACGCACAUUCGUGGAGACAUCAACAUCCUCAUGGUGGGAGAUCCCUCCACAGCGAAGUCGCAGAUGCUUCGUUUUGUGCUCAACACUGCUCCCUUGGCCAUCGCAACUACCGGUCGGGGCAGUUCAGGCGUUGGUCUGACUGCUGCUGUCACAAGCGACAAGGAGACUGGCGAUCGUCGCCUCGAGGCUGGCGCCAUGGUGCUCGCUGAUAGAGGUGUUGUGUGCAUCGACGAAUUCGAUAAAAUGUCGGAUGUGGAUAGAGUUGCCAUACACGAAGUCAUGGAACAACAGACUGUGACAAUCGCCAAAGCUGGCAUCCACACCUCGCUCAAUGCGCGAUGCAGCGUAGUCGCCGCAGCCAAUCCGAUUUAUGGCCAGGUGAGCGGCUGUGUUUCAAGCUAGUCUGUCAAUCGAACCUCUUGCUGAUCUACCACUCAUACUGAACAGUACGAUGUUCACAAGGACCCACACAAGAACAUCGCCUUGCCGGAUUCGCUGCUCUCGCGUUUCGAUUUGCUGUUCGUCGUGACGGACGAUGUGGACGAGCAAAGAGACCGAAUGAUCAGCGAGCAUGUUCUUCGCAUGCAUCGCUACUUGCAGCCUGGAUUGGACGAAGGCCAGCCCGCUGCCGAUAGCUUGGAUCAGGUCCUGAACGUCGGCGCGCCAGACAGCACCGAUGCAGAUGGCGCACUGCUGGUCGGCGAUUCUAACCCUUUCGAGCGCUACAAUCCGCUACUGCACGCCGGCAUCACGGAGAGCGGCAAAGCAAAGAAGAAGGAAGUCCUGUCCAUCGCCUUUGUCAAGAAGUACAUCCAGUAUGCCAAGCAGCGCAUUCACCCGAAGCUUUCUCAACCUGCUGCAGACUGGAUCGUCAACGUGUAUGCUAAUCUGCGAAACGACGAGUUGUCCGGCAAUCAGCGCAAGACCAGCCCAUUGACCGCGCGUACGCUCGAGACGCUCAUUCGUCUUGCCACUGCGCACGCCAAGUCUCGACUGAGUCACAUCGUCGAUGAGCGCGAUGCCGAGGCUGCGGAAGAGAUUCUGCGCUUCGCUCUCUUCAAAGAAGUCAUCAAGCAGAGGCGGAACAACAAGAGACAGAGGACUGGAAGAGGUAGUCGUUCGCCUGCUAGCGAUGAAGAGAGCGAUGAGGAGGAGGACGACGACGCUACGACUGCCAAGGCGGCGGACGAGUACUCUGGUACGGGCGCAUAUGCGACUCGUGGUGCAGCACGGGGCACAAAUCAACAAGCUUCGUCUAGCGUGCCUGCCGGUGCCUCUCCGACUGGACGACGUGACGCGAGCGAGCCGCUGGAGGAUGAAGAUGCUAUUCAGGCGCUCCGAGAAGCAGAUCAGAUGGGCCAUGGAGCAGCUCCGCACAUUGUCGCUCCACCCGCAGCGGCUGGUGCACCAGGCUCCGCGGGCGGAGCGGCGCUGAGCGACGCGAGGUUGGAAAACUUUAGGGAAAGAGUCGCGAUGGCUAUGGCCUCUGGAGGUGCUAUGGCAGAGGAGGAAACCUUUACUCUGGACGACGCGCUGCCCAUCAUCAACCAGGGAUUGCCUGCGGCAGAUCUGUUCAGCAGCAGCGAGGCGCUCUCGGCAGUCCAGCGCAUGCACGACGAUGGUCAGGUCAUGCUAGACGAAGGCACCAUCUACCGCAUUUGA